GGUCGUAGUCUUCACUCCAGACAAGAGGGGAAAGUGUUUCAGGAGAUGGAGCCCAGCUACAGCACCACUCUUUACUUCGGAAGUUGUACAAGAUGCAGCAAAGCGGUGCACGGUGGUGCGGGCAGAGGCUGCCGGGCGAUGGGAUGUUUAUACCACAACACAUGCUUCACCUGCAGCGUCUGCGAUAAAAAUCUGAGCGGAAAGACGUUUUACAUAUUGUCUGGACUAAUCUACUGUGAGGAAGACUUUUUGUUCUGUGGAGCUCAUCCGUCCCCAGAAGUGUGUGACAUCUGCGGGCAUUUAAUCACAGACUUGGUCCUGCAGGCUCGUGGGAAGCCUUACCACCCGUCCUGCUUUCGCUGUGUCGUCUGCAGACGGAGUCUGGAGGGUCAGCCUUUCGCCGUAGACUCAGACUCCAGGGUUUACUGCGUCAGCGACUUCCACAGGGUCCAGGCCCACCGCUGUGCCGCCUGCAAGAUGCCCAUUCUGCCAACUGAAGGGUCUGCAGAAGCUAUUCGAGUGGUAUCACUGAACAGAAAUUACCAUGUAGAGUGCUACAACGGGGAGGUCAACCUCACUUAAAGACAUAUUAUCACUCUGUAACGUUUUUGCACAUUUUUUUUUAUCUUAAUAAAGUGAUUUAAAAAAUCCUAAAUGCUUUCUCUCUCA
Messenger RNA from Mugil cephalus (flathead mullet), 669 nucleotides. RefSeq names its product LIM domains containing 1b (gene limd1b). Gene Ontology annotation, molecular function: transcription corepressor activity. The coding region runs from base 46 to 582 and encodes 178 amino acids. The transcript is spliced from 7 exons. Gene Ontology annotation, biological process: response to hypoxia; cytoskeleton organization; negative regulation of hippo signaling. Gene Ontology annotation, cellular component: nucleus; adherens junction; P-body. The record is from RefSeq and is a predicted model, not a curated record. NCBI's taxonomy places the organism in Eukaryota, Metazoa, Chordata, Actinopteri, Mugiliformes, Mugilidae.